AUGUCCUACGAUGAGAAACGCUUCUCCGACCUGAUCUACGACAUCUUGCGCCAAAGCGACCUCGAAACCGUCUCUGCAAAGAAGAUCCGCAAUGCUCUCUCCGAGAGACUCGGCUACGACGUUAGCGAACACAAGGUUANNAAAGAGAUUCAGCGCCUGAUCGAGGCUUGCUUCGACAGAGUGACCUCAGAGAACGCGAAUGGUACCAAUGGCGCUUCUCCAUCCCCCUCAGACUCCUCUCCCCAGAAGCGCAAAGAACCCUCUGAUGAAUCAGACUUGUCCGAUGUAGUAGACGACAGACCCAAGAAGAAAGCCCGCAAGCAGGAUGCCGAGGAAGACGAUGCCGCCUAUGCCGCCCGUUUACAACGCGAGGAGAACAGCAGAGCCCGACCCACCAGAGCCGGCGCAACCAGAAAAGCAGCACCCGUCAAGAGAAAGAAGAAGUCGGCCGCUAGAGUGAAAGACGGUAGUGACGUCGAAACCAAUGGAGAGUCAAAGCCGAAGACAGGUGGCUUCCACAAACCCAUGAACCUAUCAGAACCCCUCUCUGCCUUGCUCGGUGAGACUCAACUAUCACGACCUCAGACAGUCAAGAAGAUCUGGGAAUACGUCAAAUCAAGAGACCUCCAAGAUCCCGCCGACAAGCGUCAGAUCGUCUGCGACGACGCCAUGCGCGCAGUCUUCAAGACAGAUCGCGUCCACAUGUUCACCAUGAACAAAAUCUUGAACCAGAACUUGUACGCAGCAGAAGACGUCGUGACCACCACUCCUGCUCCAGCAACAGCAGGUGCAACAUCCGCCCCUUCUUCCUCUCCAGCACCACAGAUGGACUCAUCGCUAUGA
Molecule: messenger RNA, 843 nt
Organism: Aureobasidium vineae
Lineage: Eukaryota; Fungi; Ascomycota; Dothideomycetes; Dothideales; Saccotheciaceae
Source: the annotation of a GenBank genome assembly